CGGUUGAGGAGCCGCCUGAGCAGUCCGCUCUGCAGAGCCGCUCGCUAGGAUCCCACAAUUGGCAGCGGUGCGAUGAGGGACGCAAAUGCGUCGCCUGAGCAGGAGCGACGACCGCUAGGAUUGCAGCGAGAGGCUACAAGUGCAGGGUCCGGCGACACGGAGACGACGAAGCCCGCCGAGAUCCGAACUUCUUCAGGCGGGGGGUGUCGGCCAGGGAUUGUCGUGCCGCCGAGAGGGGCAGCAUGCACGGAGACAGAAGGGUGGUCCUCGGGAUUCAACACGGGUAUCGGGAAAGGGGCUGAAUUGCAUGGAAAGGAAGCAGGGGAGGAAAUGGAGGAAGGGAAGGAAGCGCAAGAAGGGGAGGAAGAAGGGGAAGAAGGGGAGGAAGGGGAGGAAGGGGAGGAAGAGGGAGAAACGGAGCUCAUUGAAUUGCUUGAAGGAAGAGAGGAUGCGAAAGGGGACGUGAGUUUUGGAGACGACGAAGGGGAGGACAGUGAGGACGAUGUCGGAUCUGGAGAGUUGUCUGACGAGUUCGGACAAAUGUACGGAGAGCAUCACGAGGAUGAUGUCGACGACGAUGCCACGACAAUGGAGAUGGAGACACAGGUGGUUAGCAGCCUUUCUGUAGAGCAUGAAGAGUAUGAGGUCCAACCACUUAUGUCUGUCGUCGAUUUGCAACACCGGUUCGACGAGGCUUCCGUUGCUAUGAGCCCGUCUAUAGCAAGUCGUCGUAUAAGCAUCGACGAAGUUAUCGACGGUAUCCUCAACGACCAGCACCUGUUCGCGCAUCCGUCCACAACGCCUGACGUCGACGAUGCUGGCAACGUCACAUCUUCCGUGGCAGCUGCCCUCGCUUCCUUGUCGUCGAACUUUCCGGUACUGCCGGCCACCCUCACCGGCGGAGGGGAAGGCGAGGUCAGGAGACGACAACAUGUCACGUCCCCUAAAAAAUCUAGGGUCGACAGUCAAGCUAUCGACGUGCUCGCUUUGGCACCGACGAAGGAGCGGAGAGACAAACCGACUGUAGUCUACUUAGAUGAUAUUCUAGUGUUUAGUAGGACCCUCCAGGAGCAUGAGGGUCAUCUGAGGCAGGUCUUGGAGAAGCUGAGAGAGGCCAACUUCAAGAUCAAUGCAAAGAAGUGUGAAUGGGCAAAGACCCAAGUUUUGUAUUUAGGCCAUGUCUUAGACCGAGACGACAUUAAACCAAAAGAUAGCAAGAUCGCAGCGAUUAGGGAUUGGCCUACGCCCCGCACGUUGACAGAGUUGCGGUCGUUCUUAGGCCUAGCUAACUAUUACAGGAAGUUUGUAAGAAACUUCUCCACCAUCGUUGCACCCCGUCGCAGGUUGCUGAAGAAAGAAAUAAUUUGGAAGUGGGACAAGGACUGCACGUCUUCCAUGAAGAAAUUGAAGCAGGCAUUGAAAGAGUAUCCAGUCCUUAAGAUAGUCGAUCCGUCCUUACCUUUCAUUGUGACUAAUGACGUGAACCAGUAUGGUAUAGGUGUUGUAUUGCAGCGAGAUGAUGGCAGUGGAUAUAGACCCGUGGAGUGCAUGUCUGCUAGGAUGCCUUCGGAAAAGGUAGCGACAUCCACCUACGAAAGGGAACUCUACGCUCCCAUGCAAGCAUUAGAACAGUGAAAGCACUACUUGCUUGAGAGGCACUUCAAAGUCUAUUCAGACCACGAGACGUUAAGGUGGCUAAAAACUCAGUCCAGGAUCACACCUAAGCUUACGAGGUGGGCCGCAGAGUUAGACCAAUAUGAUUUUGAGCUCAAGCCAGUAAAAGGGAAGUACAACGUAGUUGCCGACACUCUGAGUAGGAGAGCUGACUACUUUGGAGCAAUAGUUCAUUAUAUGGAUAUAGGGAGAGACCUGCAAUAGAAAAUUAGAGAGGCGUAUGCAGAGGACCCUAUCUGUAGUGCCCUCCUCAAGAGAGUAAAGGAGCCCCCAGAGU
Chara braunii is the source of this 1951-nucleotide messenger RNA. NCBI's taxonomy places the organism in Eukaryota, Viridiplantae, Streptophyta, Charophyceae, Charales, Characeae. The record is from the annotation of a GenBank genome assembly.